Messenger RNA from Melitaea cinxia (Glanville fritillary), 1094 nucleotides. RefSeq names its product lebocin-4-like (gene Leb3). The record is from RefSeq and is a predicted model, not a curated record. The transcript has 2 exons. Bases 35 to 901 code for a protein of 288 amino acids. Lineage: Eukaryota; Metazoa; Arthropoda; Insecta; Lepidoptera; Nymphalidae.
AUUAUUCAAAGAGAACUUGAGAAGAUUUACAAAAAUGUUUAAGCUACUAACUGUAUUAUUUUUGAUUACCUUUGCCGUCGAUACUUUCGGCCAGCGGUUUAUUCAACCAACGUACAGGCCACCACCAACCAGAAGACCGAUCAUUCGUACAGUUCGAGACACAGGGAACCAGGAACCACUAUGGUUGUAUCAAGGGGAUUUGCCAAGAGCUCCUGCGACCGGCGAUCACCCAGAUUUACCAACUUAUAUUGAUGAUAUUAAGCUCGACCCGAACAGAAGAUAUGCUCGCAGCCUAGAUUCACCAAGUGCCAAACGAUCAGGCGGAAGCCAUAGAACAUCUAGCAGCAGCCGAGACACUGGCGCUAAUCAUCCAGGGUAUAAUAGAAGAAAUGCAAGAAGUAUCAGACCUUCGUCAUGGCCAUCAGCUCCCCGACCGCGCAACCCAUUCCCACAGCCGACCAGACCACGCCCCAUUUAUCCUGUCUACGCAAACAAAGGGGGCCGAACGAACUUCAGUAUAUUUUGUCUGUCUAAAAUGUUUAAGUGUAUUAUUACCAUACUGCUUUUGGCUGCUGUCGUCGCUUCGGAAAAAUCUGAAGAGACACAAAAUCUACCAAGACUAGGUAGAAUACAAUUGGAAAGAGGCGACGGACAUGUCAAUCUACAUUUUCCUACCAAUGAUAUUAAAAGUCGUGUAAGACGUCAAAUGAAUUUUCCGGGAUUCAAGAAACCAACUCAUCGCGACGUUAUAAUUCCAAAUUGGAAUCCUCAUGCGCAAACUAAGCCAUGGCAAGUUAUAGGCGUUAAAACACGCAAUAGGAGAAGCGUCGAUUUAUCUAGUCAAGAAGCGGUAUAUAGAAGCCCCAUAGAAGACUUAUCAAGAAGUAAAGAAAGGAUAUAGCGCAGUAUGAUAUGAUAUAUAGCACACCAGUAGAACAACUAGCAAUUUACCAAAUUCCUUAGACCGUGAAAUAUAUAAUAGACAUGCAUUAUAAUAUUGUCUAAAAAUUGAGUUCUGUGACGUGCAGCUAGCGAUUAGCUUAACUAAUCUUGUGUAUAGAAUAUGAAAACAUUAUAAUAAAAAUUUAAAUCAA